Scylla paramamosain (green mud crab) is the source of this 3250-nucleotide messenger RNA. Its product is annotated as acetylcholinesterase-like. Bases 100 to 1851 code for a protein of 583 amino acids. NCBI's taxonomy places the organism in Eukaryota, Metazoa, Arthropoda, Malacostraca, Decapoda, Portunidae. The record is from RefSeq and is a predicted model, not a curated record. The transcript has 12 exons.
CAGAAUACGAUAAGGGCUUCUUCAGACAGGCUGAACUCCUGUGGCUGCUGGUUGUAUGAAGACGCUACUGUCGCCUCCUUGGAGUUAAACAUCACAAGCAUGCCGCUAGCACGGGUGGUGAUGGUGUUGGUGGUUGCACUGGUGGCUGCAGCGGUGCAGAAAGGCGUUGAUGUGCAGGUGAAUCUAAAGCAAGGCGUCUUCAAGGGCGAGCCGCUGGAUGCAGGCGAUGGGCGUCAAGUGUACUCCUUCAGAGGCAUUCCUUACGCCAAGCCUCCUGUCGGAACUCUCAGGUUCAAGGAACCAGAGCCCGUGGAUGCGUGGCAGGGGACGAAGGAGAGCUUCUCACCCCCACAGUGCCCACAGAUGGAUAUUGAGAAGAUGUUGAAGGGCGAGGAUCCCCAAGUGAAAGGCGAGGAAGACUGCCUUUAUCUUCACGUGUACACUCCUAAGCUAUGUGGUGGAGCCGUGCUGCCCGUCAUGGUGUUCUUACAUGGUGGAGGAUUUAUGUUUGGAAAUUCUGAAAUGUAUGGGGGAGCACCCCUGCCACUUCUGACAAAGGACGUGGUGCUGGUGUCGCUGCAGUAUCGUUUGGGUACUCUCGGCUUCCUAUCGACGGGUGACAGCUUCCUGCCGGGCAACAUGGGGCUCAAGGACCAGACCCUCGCCCUCCGAUGGGUGCGUGACAACAUUCGCAGCUUCGGCGGCAAUCCAGAUAGUGUUACCAUCUUCGGGGAGAGUGCUGGCGGUGCUUCGGUUCACAUGCAGAUGCUGACUCCGAAAUCUGAAGGCCUAUUCCACCGUGCCAUCAUGCAGUCUGGUAGUGCCCUGUGUCCCUGGGCAAUGCGCAACGACCACAAGGAAGUAGCCGCUGGAGUUGCUCGCCAGCUGGGGUGUCCAGGAGUGGAGACUCCGGACGGUUCUCUUAACGGCGAGACACUCUUGUCCUGCCUUCAGGCGGCGUCCGUCGAGGAUCUCAUCAUGGCGGGAACACAGGGAGAGGUAUGGAGCUAUUUCCCAUUCUACAUGGUUCCUCGGGUGGACGGCGACUACUUCCCGGCACACCCCGCUACGCUGAUGCGCGAGGGACGCUACCACAAAGUUGAUGUUAUUUCCGGUGUGUGCCAGCAUGAAGGCUUCAUGACAGCCAUCAAUGCCGUGGAGACUCCCGCGGGGAAGCAGUUGCUUGAGUCCUUCCCCACGCUAGCUCCCAUCUCAGUGGGCGUGGAUGAGGAGGAACGCCCAUUCUACCUCGCCAGGAGGAUCUACUAUCACUACCUGGGCGCCGGAAAUAUCACCAUCAGUGAGAAGAACGUCGACGAGCUUGUGGAGAUGUACGGAAACAUAUUCUUCGCGGUGGCACAAGACCUCACAGUACAGUACCUUACCUGGGAUGUUGGCUACGGGAAAAAUGUUUACAUGUAUCAGCUGGAACACUUAGGAGACUCAAAAUUGUCUGAUAUGAUGAACAUAUCCCUUGAAAUGAAAUGGGUGGGUCACGGAGACGACCUUGUGUUCCUGUUCAAUGAAGUUUUCGGCAGCAAACCCUUGAAGCGACCAGAUGACGUGUUCCUCAGAGAGAUCAUAGUGGAUCUCUGGACAACAUUUGCUGCAUCGGGAAAUCCGACCCCGGACCUGACACUAGGCUUCCAAUGGACUCCCGCAACAGCCUCCUCUUUGCAUUACCUCAGCCUGCAGCCAGCUCCUGUCAUGCGCCCCGACCCUCGGGUUAAGAUACGUGCAUUCCACAAUGACCUUCCCACCGAAGAGAACAUGCUGCUGUUCCCGAAAAAGUUCCCUUCUAAAACUGUUGGCCAGGAGGAUGGUAGUGAGUCUGAGCACUGCCACGUGUAGUUGCUGAUGUGCACGCCCAAGUGCCUCGCUUGAGGAUCCAUUGUCAUCUACACCUGAAGACUUGAAAACGAUAAUAAGCAGCAACAAACCUUCAGCUUCAUAGACUUAGCAAGAACAAGAAGAAAAGAAUUAGGAAAAAAAUAUCGUAAUAGUAUAAAGUUAUAGAAGAUAAUGAGUAUCGGUGGUAGUAGUAGUAGUAGUAGUAGUAGUAGUAGUAGUAGUAUUGGGAGGAGCAGCAGUAAUAGUAGAAGUAGUACUAGUUGUAGUAGUAGUAGUAGUAGUAGUAAUAGUAGUAGUAGUAGUAGUAGUAGUAGUAGUAGUAGUAGUAGUAGUAGUAGUAGUAGUGUUGAUGUUGUUGUCGUUGUUCUUGUAGUAAUGGUCGUAGAAGUAGUAAUAGUAGUAGUAGUAAUAGUAGUAGCAGUAGUAGUAGUAGUAGUAGUAGUAGUAGUAGUAGUAGUAGUAGUAGUAGUAGCAGUAGUAGUGAAGAAGAAAAGAAGAAUUUAUUGGCCAUACAGCAAGGAACAAGAAUAUAGCCAUAGUGUAGUGCAAUAUAGCAGUUUUCAAUAACUAAAGGGUAUUUAAAGGGUCUGGAAGAGUACUGAAUAUUUCCUGUACCUCAGGACGUGCUACAUGUAACAGUAGAGCUCGCUUCUGUACAGCGUUUGUCAUACCUGUGGCCUCCAGAUAGAAUUGGAAUGUCUUAAUCCAUUUUUUCCACCCGCUGGCUACUUAAGAUGGUUCUUGGGUCACUUAAAAUAGUGGAGGUUGAGUUACGUCAUGUGGCAUCCUAGAGACGUGUCCCUUCUGCUGAGUUGCUCCCUGCCAGGGGGCCGGACAACUACGUCGCCAGAAUAUGUUAUGUAUCACUCCUUUUGUUAUCAGCCAUUUGUAUAAGAUGCCACAGCUUUACAUACCUGGAAUCAUAUGUAUAUGUUGGUUUUAAUAUCCCAGCCUUGUCGCCAGAAUAUGUUAUGUAUCACUCCUUUUGUUAUCAGCCAUUUGUAUAGGAUACCACAGCUUUACAUACCUGGAGUCAUAUGUAUAUGUAUGUUUUAAUAUCCCUGCCUUAUCGCUGCAAGUCUGGUCCUUGCUGAGAACAUGGAAAACAUUAUCAGAGCACUGCAUUUUAUUAUAUUACAACAAUACAUCUUAGCUCUCCAUCUUGAGAGUUUCUUCUACAAGCUAUAAACGCUCUAAAUGAUAAAAGCAAGAACAAUAUAUGUAAACAGAUACUUGAUCCUCUUAAUAACACUACUGGAUACUUUAUACAAUAUUAAAUACUCCAUACAGUCUACACGUAGAAAAUGGAGUAAUGACUUACACUACAGAAAACUAAAUAAUAGUCGUAACUUAAAUAUUAUCUUUGUAUUCAUACAAUAUAUUAUACAUUACAACGUCA